Messenger RNA from Cynocephalus volans (Philippine flying lemur), 981 nucleotides. RefSeq names its product transmembrane protein 171 (gene TMEM171). Bases 1 to 981 code for a protein of 326 amino acids. The record is from RefSeq and is a predicted model, not a curated record. NCBI's taxonomy places the organism in Eukaryota, Metazoa, Chordata, Mammalia, Dermoptera, Cynocephalidae. The transcript is spliced from 3 exons.
AUGUCUCCGGCAGCUGCUGCUGAACCAGGUGGGGCCCCUCGAGAUGGGCAUGUGGGCAAGCUCAUUUUCUUCUUCUUUGUCUUUGGCGCCACCCUGUUGUGUGUGGGAGUCCUGCUCUCCAUCUUUGGGUUCCAGGCAUGCCACAAUGAAACUGCCCCAGACUGCAGCGUGGUGCUGAAGGUCGCUGGGCCUGCAUGUGCUGUGGUUGGGCUCGGGGCUGUGAUCUUGGCCCGCUCCCAGGCACGGCUUCAGCUCCGUGAGAGGUGGUGUCAAGGCAACCACACAGACCCCGACCGAACCUUCAUCUGUGGAGAGAGCCGCCAAUUUGCCCAGUGCCUCAUCUUUGGGUUUCUCUUCUUGACAAGUGGCAUGCUCAUCAGCAUCCUGGGCAUUUGGGUUCCUGGAUGUGGCUCAGGCUGGACGAAGGAACCGCUCAACGACACGGACACUGACGAAGCAGAGCCCCAGAUCUGUGGGUUUCUGUCUCUGCAGAUCUUGGGACCCUUGAUUGUGCUCAUGGGCUUGUGUUUCUUCGUGGUUGCCCAUGUUAAGAAGAGAAACAACGUGAACACAGGCCAGGAUGCCUCUGAAAGAGAAGAGAGACAGACCCAGAGUACGGAGCCUGUCCAGGUCACUGUAGGUGAUUCGGUGAUAAUAUUUCCACCUCCCCCACCACCUUACUUCCCCGAGUCUUCUGCUUCUGCAGUGACACCAAGUCCUGGGGUGAACAGUUUGCUUCCAAAUGAAAAUCCACCUUCAUAUGACAGUAUUUUUAACUAUGGCAGGACCCAAACUCCUGAGCACCAGGGCGUGGCCUCUGAGAGAGAUGGUGAAUCUGUAUAUACUAUUUCUGGAACUUGGCCCUCUUUUGAGAUCUCACACACUCCACAUCUUUCAUCUGAAUUGCCUCCUAGAUAUGAAGACAAAGAACAUGCCACAGCUACACCCUCGUCUCCAUCUUCUGAACCUUCCCCACCAUGA